AUGAUGCGUCUCAACCCUUCGGCGGGCUUGUUUCGUCCAUGUAGGCACGAAGUCGACGACCCACGCUUUGAAGCCUUUUUGGAAGCUUUUCAACCUUGUUGGUGUAGUGGGUUGAUGGAGGUCUUUGUGGUGCCUGAGGCGACAAAUUCCAUCGCGGGACAUGGAAACGCGAACGAAGCUGGAGAUUUUUGUGAUGCUCGCGUGAAGCUCACCAUCAACCACGAAAACACCCCGUUCUGCCUCUGCAACAAGCGAAACACGCCCAGAACCUCGACUCGGACCACUCCAAAGGAAUUAUUUCGAAAGCAGACAGCGAGACCACAAGCCGUCAUGUCUUUCGGCGGCCAGACGCCCACAAUCAUCGUCCUGAAGGAGGGCACGGAUCAAUCACAAGGACGUGGACAGAUCAUCUCCAAUAUCAACGCCUGCUUAGCUGUCCAGUCAACAAUCAAGAGCACAUUAGGUCCAUACGGUGGAGACCUUCUACUCGUGGACGAGAAUGGCAAGACAACAAUCACAAACGAUGGCGCAACUGUCAUGAAGCUCCUCGACAUCGUACAUCCUGCCGCCCGAGUCCUCACAGAUAUCGCCCGAUCACAAGAUGCGGAAGUCGGAGACGGCACAACCUCAGUGGUUGUCCUUGCUGGCGAAGUGCUGAAGGAGAUCAAGGAGUCGGUGGAACAGGGCGUCAGCAGCCAGGUCAUCAUCAAGGGCUUACGGCGAGCGGGUAUGAUGGCGGUGAACAAGAUCGGGGAAAUCGCAGUCAACACAACCGAGAACAACCAGCGGGACACACUGCGGAAACUGGCAGCGACAGCCAUGAGCAGCAAGCUCAUCCACAGAAAUGCCGACUUCUUCACCAAGAUGGUUGUGGACGCAGUGUUGUCGCUCGACCAGGACGAACUCAACGAGAAGCUGAUUGGCAUCAAGAAGAUCACGGGUGGUGCGCUGCAAGAUUCGCUGUUUGUCAAUGGUGUGGCUUUCAAGAAGACUUUCUCAUAUGCUGGAUUCGAGCAACAACCGAAAUCCUUCAAGGACCCAAAGAUUGUCUGCUUGAAUGUUGAGCUGGAACUCAAGGCGGAGAAGGACAAUGCUGAAGUGCGCGUGGAGCAGGUCUCAGAGUACCAGGCAAUCGUGGACGCAGAAUGGGGCAUCAUCUACGACAAGAUGGAGGCACUAUACAAGACCGGCGCAAAGGUGGUUCUCUCCAAGCUACCUAUUGGAGAUCUCGCAACACAAUACUUCGCGGACCGCGACGUCUUCUGCGCCGGUCGCGUGUCAUCAGACGACCUGGACCGUGUCUGCAGAGCAACAGGCGCAAGCGUGCAAUCGACCUGCUCAGACAUUCAGUCACACCACCUCGGCACAUGCGCGACCUUUGAGGAGCGUCAAAUAGGUGGCGAGCGCUUCAACUUCUUCGAGGGCUGCCCCGAAGCGAAGACCUGCACACUCGUCCUCCGUGGUGGUGCCGAGCAAUUCAUCGCAGAAGUCGAGCGGAGUCUCCACGAUGCCAUCAUGAUCGUCAAGCGCGCAAUCAAGAACCAGAGCAUCGUAGCAGGUGGUGGUGCGUGUGAGAUGGAGAUUUCGGCAUACCUGCACAGCUUCGCGGACAAGAACGUACCUCACAAGCAGCAAAGCAUCAUCAAGUCGUUCGCAAAGGCACUCGAGGUCAUCCCACGACAGCUCUGCGACAACGCUGGAUUCGAUGCGACGGACAUCCUCAACAGAUUACGGGUCGAGCACCGCAAAGGCAACAAGUGGGCAGGUGUCGACUUCGACCACGAGGGCAUCCGAGACAACUUGGAGGCCUUCGUAUGGGAGCCUUCGCUGGUCAAGAUCAAUGCUAUCCAAGCAGCGAUCGAGGCCAGCUGUUUGAUCUUGAGUGUCGACGAGACGAUCAAGAACCAAGAAUCGCAAGCACCACAGGCGCCUACGAGAGGACUGCCACCAGGUGCGGCACAGCGAGCCAUGAGGGGACGAGGCCGUGGUAUGCCAAUGCGUGGACGAUAG
Messenger RNA from Fulvia fulva, 2010 nucleotides. RefSeq names its product putative T-complex protein 1 subunit eta. Lineage: Eukaryota; Fungi; Ascomycota; Dothideomycetes; Mycosphaerellales; Mycosphaerellaceae. Gene Ontology annotation, biological process: protein folding. Gene Ontology annotation, cellular component: chaperonin-containing T-complex. Gene Ontology annotation, molecular function: ATP-dependent protein folding chaperone; ATP binding; ATP hydrolysis activity. Bases 1 to 2010 code for a protein of 669 amino acids. The record is from RefSeq and is a predicted model, not a curated record. The transcript has 3 exons.